Clarias gariepinus (North African catfish) is the source of this 4295-nucleotide messenger RNA. RefSeq names its product sema domain, seven thrombospondin repeats (type 1 and type 1-like), transmembrane domain (TM) and short cytoplasmic domain, (semaphorin) 5Bb (gene sema5bb). Gene Ontology annotation, molecular function: chemorepellent activity; semaphorin receptor binding. NCBI's taxonomy places the organism in Eukaryota, Metazoa, Chordata, Actinopteri, Siluriformes, Clariidae. The transcript is spliced from 22 exons. The record is from RefSeq and is a predicted model, not a curated record. Bases 181 to 3477 code for a protein of 1098 amino acids. Gene Ontology annotation, biological process: semaphorin-plexin signaling pathway; positive regulation of cell migration; axon extension.
AUGGCACGAGUGCGCUGUGCGGGGAUUGAGGCGCGCGCAGUGACAGGAGCAGCUCACACACGCGCGCACAUACUGUACACACACAGAGGUGUUGAUGUGUGCUGGACGCUGUCCACUAGAUCGAGUCCAUGCUGACGCUCGGCUGGUCACUCCCAGUUUUGUGGUAAAGGUGUGGUUGUCAUGGUAACCAUGCCUGUCAUGCCCGUCGGCUCCCCCGGACCGUUCCUCGUCCUUUUCUCCCUCGCCCUCUAUCCGCUCCUUUCGUCCCAGCAUUCCCUGACCUCUGACCCCGACCGUGUCACGUCUCAUGCUCGGCAGUGCGGCAGGAAACUCCAUCCUGUCACGUCCUAUGAAGGUCUCAGUGUGUGGCUCUCGUCUUUCUCUAUGCCUGGAGUGAGUGAUUACUCUCAGCUCGCUUUAGACCUCAGCAGGAACCAGUUGAUAGUCGGGGCCAGGAACUACCUGUUCAGACUGAGUCUGGCUAAUGUUUCUCUACUUCAGGGCAUAGAGUGUGGAGUGGAUGAAGACACACGCAGAUCUUGUCGGAGCAAAGGGAAGACGGAGGACGAGUGUCAGAACUACAUGCGCGUCCUCCUCCUGAGCGGUUCCCGUAUCUUCUCCUGUGGCACUAACGCGUUCUCACCUGUCUGCACCGCACGCUCUGCCACCGAUCUCGCACACGUGAUCGAGACGGUGAACGGGGUCGCCCGCUGUCCUUAUGACCCCAAACACAACUCCACCGCCAUGGUAACGGAAAGCGGUGACCUUUAUGCCGCCACAGUCAUUGACUUUUCUGGCCGUGACCCAGUGAUUUACCGCAGCCUGGGGAACAUGCCUCCUCUUCGCACAGCUCAGUACAACUCCAAAUGGCUGAACGAGCCCCAGUUUGUAUCAGCUUACGAGGUUGGUCGCUUCACCUACUUCUUCCUGCGGGAGGUGGCGGUAGAGGAGGAUUGUGGGAAGGCGGUGUUCUCUCGUGUGGCGCGGGUGUGUCAGAACGAUGUAGGCGGCCGGUUUCUCCUUGAAGACACAUGGACGACGUUCAUGAAGGCCAGAUUGAACUGCUCACGCUCAGGAGAUGUGCCUUUCUACUACCAUGAGCUCCACAGCACCUUCUACCUGCCCGAGCAGGACCUCAUCUAUGGUGUCUUCACCACCAACAUUAACAGCAUUGCUGCUUCUGCAGUGUGUGCCUUCAACCUCAGUGCCAUCACGCAGGCCUUCAGUGGUCCAUUCCGCUACCAGGAGAACCCUCGGAUGAGCUGGCUGUCCACCCCAAACCCCAUUCCCAACUUUCAGUGUGGGACAGUAGGUGACAACAGCCCCGGUGGGAAUCUAACAGAACGAAGUCUGCAGGAUGCUCAGAGACUGUUUUUGAUGAGUGAAGUUGUACAGCCUGUAUCCGUUGACCCCUUGAUCAGCCAGGAUAAUAUCCGCUUUUCCAAACUGGUUGUGGACAUCGUGCAGGGCCGGGACACGUUAUACCACGUCAUUUACAUCGGCACAGAACAUGGCACCAUUAUCAAGGCGCUGUCCACAUCCAGCCAAAAUCUGCACGGAUGUUAUCUCGAGGAGAUGAAGCUCCUUCCAGCAGAUCAGCAGGAACCAAUCCUUAACCUGCAGAUCCUGCAGAGCGACAGGUCCCUGUUUGUGGGUUUGAGCAGUAGAGUUUUGAAGAUCCCACUGGAGAGAUGUUCCAGCUAUGAAUCUCAACGGGAAUGUUUGUAUGCGAGGGAUCCAUACUGUGGUUGGGACAGAAAACAGAGACGUUGUACUACGAUCGAAGCCAGCUCCAACAUGAGCCAGUGGAGCCAAAACAUCACACAGUGUCCUGAGCAGAAUCUGACCCGAGAUGGCGGCUUCAGCUCCUGGUCUCCGUGGCGGUCUUGUACCCAUGAUGAUGGAGGUGAAACUUCAAGCACCUGCCUGUGUCGCUCUCGUGCGUGUGACCACCCAGUUCCUCAGUGUGGGGGAGCGGAGUGUGUGGGACACAUGAUGGAGGUGACCAACUGCUCCAGAAGUGGAGGUUGGACUCCCUGGUCCUCCUGGUCUCCGUGCAGCACCAGCUGUGGUGUCGGGUUUGAGGUCCGUCAGCGUUCAUGCAGUAACCCCACCCCUCGACACGGAGGGAGAGUGUGUGUGGGCCAGACACGAGAGGAGCGGUUGUGUAACGAGGACUCUGUCUGUCCUGUGCCUGUGUCCUGGGCCCAGUGGACCUCCUGGUCUACAUGCACAGCGGCGUGUGGCGGCGGUUAUCAGUCCCGUGUCCGAACCUGUGAGAAUGGAGUCUCCUGCCCUGGGUGUCCACAGGAGUACAGGACGUGCAAUCUGGAGGCAUGUCCUGAGGUACGUCGAUACACACCCUGGUCUCCCUGGUACCCCAUGAACGUGACAGUGGGCGGAGUCAGACAGGAGCAGCGCGUGAGACACACCUGUCGAGCGCCGCUGGCUGACACACACCUCCUCCAGCUGGGCAAACGCAAAGUGGAGACGCGUCACUGCCCAAAUGCUGGCGGAGCGCCAGGGUGUGAGACUGACGAUCUAGUCCAAGACUUAGUGAGCAUGGCACAACCUUCGACCCCCGUUCAGGGCGUGACCUGGUUGUCCUGGGAGACGUGGUCUUCCUGUUCCAAGGAGUGCUCCAGAGGCUUUCGAACACGUAAGCGCUUGUGCGUGAGUCCUGAUGGAAAAAGUCCUGCGUUCCCGUGCAGUGGAACACCGGUGGAGUACCAGGACUGUAACACACAGCCGUGCCCAGUGAAGGGGGCGUGGUCAUGCUGGUCUUCCUGGUCGGAAUGUUCCACUUCCUGUGGAGGCGGGCAUUACCAACGCACUCGCACCUGUUCAAACCCCGCCCCGGCCCACUCAGGGGACAUCUGCGUCGGCCUGCACACUGAGGAGGCUCUGUGCAACCUGCAUGAGUGUGAUGGUGGAUGGGGGAUGUGGUCCGAAUGGGACGAGUGUGAGGACGGGUUUCAGUACCGCACUCGAGUGUGUGAGAUAAGCCCCGCCCCCUGUAAGGGAAACCACACUGAUCAGAGGGCGUGUCCUCCAAAAGACAGUGCAGUCGGCUCUCCAGGAGGGAAGAAAGGCUUAAACUGUGGAGGUUUCUCGUUGUUUCACCUGAUCCUGACAGGCGCGGUCUCCUUCCUGGUAGCGUUGCUGGGAUCUGUUCUUGUCUACGUGUUUUUUCAGAAGGUCUACAAACCCAUCCAGGAGCCUGCAGUGAUCCAUCCCAACACCCCCAACCACCUCCAUCACAAACACAACACCAGCACGCCGAAGAACGAGAAGUAUACUCCCAUGGAGUUUAAGACACUGAACAAGAACAACUUGCUGCCAGAUGAGAGCUGUAACUUCUACCCUCCUCCUCCGCCCCAGACGAACGUCUACACCACUACAUACUACGCUCCUCCCCUGGGAAAAUACGACUUCCCGUCUUUGGACUCUCCCUGCAGGAACUACAUGCACAGCUGAAUUCCAGACUCGAACCUUCCGAACUGUGUGCUAUCUCAUGUGCAGCGAUGCAGCAUGAACCUCUAGAGUGUGUGGAUGUUCAACAAGAGCUCAGCACAAUCUUGGUCUUAAAAAUCGUUGGAAAAGAAAACAAGGGAAUAAAUAAAAAACGGAUAUGUACUGGGUGCUUUACAUUGUUUUGGACGUCUAGGGCAAAAAGUUGAUGGAAGGCCGGUGGUCCAAAAGGCACGAACACACCACUACGCGACCAAAAUAUGGAAACUUGUCCACAUGCAACUAAACCAGGACACCUUUGUGCAGGAUCCACCGAUCUGUGAGUCUUCCACAAUGACAAAGACCUUGUGAUGGAAAGCAGAAACACUGUAUGACUUUGGAUCUGGCAUGGUGUUCACAUCAGACUUUAAUAACUUACCAUCCUUUUAUCCUUUCAGCGACAGAAUCUGAUCCAUUUAUGCUUUGACUGUGCAAUCGCAUCACAUUUAAUACAAGAAUUCAUGAAGAUGCCACGCUGAAAAUGGCACCUGAAUACUUUUAUAAACAAUCUCACCGACUACCUACAUAAACUUGAAUACCACUGGGGACUAAUGUAGCUUUUAUUGCUAAAAGGAGCCUCAGCCUGGAUGUACGGUUUACGGUUCACACACACACAGCUGUUUUUUUUUUGUUUGUUUAUGUUUUUUAAACCAAACCAGUGUUGUUAACUUACACCAUACAUUCUACUUAAGAUGCAACUUAGCGUUAAACGCAUCCACUUACACACAUUCCAAAAACUAUCGUAUGGUAUAUUACGUGUGUAUAAAAAAUGAUAAGUGUGUAUA